UUUCUUCCACUUGGUUAUUCACAUACACACUUGCUCGUAAUGGCAGCUACCGACAUUGCAGUCAUGUCCGAGGUCGACGUCUCUGAAAACGGUGGUCUGGUGCAGUCUUUGAAGGAUUGUGCUGGCGGAACCGUGGGUGGUAUCAUGCAAGUCCUUGUUGGUCAGCCUUUCGAUACCGUCAAAGUGCGUCUCCAAACACAAUCGACCACGAACCCUGUCUACAGCAGCAUGAUGGACUGUGUGCGCAAGACUCGAGAAAAGGAGGGCUUGCGUGGAUUCUACAAGGGAACUACAACGCCGUUGGUUGGUAUCGGCGCCUGCGUUUCAAUCCAAUUCGUUGUCGUCGAAUACAUGAAACGCCGUUUCACGCAAGAUAACCAUGGCUCGCCAUUGACAAACGCACAGAUGUACAUGGCCGGUGCUGCUGGCGGUAUCGCCAACUCGGUCGUCUCUGGUCCCGUCGAACAUAUCCGUACCCGCCUCCAGGUUCAGACCGGCGGUACAGGCUACAGCGGCCCCAUCGACUGCAUCCGUCAGAUCUACCGGUCGCAUGGCAUCCAAGGUAUCUACAAGGGACAAGGCAUCACCAUGGCACGUGAGUUCCAGGGUUACGGUGCCUACUUUUUUGCAUACGAGUGGCUGGUACGCCGCUCCAUGGAGAAGUCGGGUUUGAAGUCGCGUGCCGAGCUGCCAUCGUGGGAGGUUUGCUUGUACGGUGCUGGCGCCGGUUAUGCUAUGUGGUUGACCAUUUAUCCCAUGGAUGCCGUAAAGUCCAAGUUGCAAACGGAUGCAUUUGGUGCUGCUCGCAAAUACGCCUCCACCUUGGACUGUGUCAAAAAGACCAUGGCAGCUGAGGGCGUCGCCGGCUUUUUCCGUGGAGUGGGUCCUUGCUUGCUUCGUGCUGCUCCUUGCAAUGCUGCUACUUUCAUGGGCUUUGAACUUGCCAUGCGCGUCAUCAACUAAGUGCCAUAAGCACAACCUCCAUGUAGACUUAUAUUUCUUGUUCUGCUCUUUGUUUCUUCUUCUAAUAUCACAGAUAUCUUCUCCUAGCAUCAUCUUCUUCAUCUACUGUAGUAACCUCUAUUCUUUUCUUUUAUUUUGCUUUUGUAAUAAUACACAUUAUCGUAUAUAAACAUGCUGCUCUACUUUUGGGCAUAUGAUUCGA
Molecule: messenger RNA, 1165 nt
Organism: Zychaea mexicana
Lineage: Eukaryota; Fungi; Mucoromycota; Mucoromycetes; Mucorales; Lichtheimiaceae
Product: mitochondrial carrier with solute carrier repeats
Exons: 6
Coding region: 40-963 (307 amino acids)
Biological process (GO): mitochondrial L-ornithine transmembrane transport
Molecular function (GO): L-ornithine transmembrane transporter activity
Source: RefSeq, a predicted model, not a curated record